Molecule: messenger RNA, 1161 nt
Organism: Exophiala dermatitidis NIH/UT8656
Lineage: Eukaryota; Fungi; Ascomycota; Eurotiomycetes; Chaetothyriales; Herpotrichiellaceae
Exons: 1
Coding region: 1-1161 (386 amino acids)
Biological process (GO): nucleolar large rRNA transcription by RNA polymerase I
Cellular component (GO): RNA polymerase I core factor complex
Molecular function (GO): TBP-class protein binding; RNA polymerase I core promoter sequence-specific DNA binding
Source: RefSeq, a predicted model, not a curated record
AUGCCCACAAUAUUCUCGCCGGUUGUUAGUACCGUGCGUAUUCCCGCCUUCACUGCAGAACCACAGUCUCCCAGGAAAAAGCGCAAGAGGGCCAGGACGCAGGAUGCGGUCCAUGAGCAAGAGCAGGACUUCUCACAGGAAUCCAUUAAGAGCAAGGAUGACAUUGAGUACACUGCCGUAGUCACUCCCCUGGAGAGGCUCCAGCGACGUGUUGCUGGUCAGCCGCUUGAUCAGCUCCCUCCUCCCUUUCCUUUCCCUCACGCCGGGGAAAAGUCCAAAGCAAGCUGGCUUGAAGACAGAUUAUCUGCUACUGGGGAACCGCCCUCUACUCAGCCUGCAAAAUUAGAUGAUAAACCGCGAAGUUUACAUCUUCAACACCUUGCGGCGCUGACGGCCAUAGUGCAUCGAAGUCUGCUGACACAGGAUUUCGGCCGGGCCGCCCGGGCGCUUGGGUUGAUGUUGAGAGAAGACAUUGUCAGCCGCAAUGCUGCCGUUCGCAACCGUGGCUAUAUGGGAAUUGCCGCAGAGGUCCUGCUGCGUAACGGAUGUUCUGGACAAGCGGCUGGUGGUGACUCGCGGCCAGGAAUAGAAUUCACCCGCGAAGGGUUUCAGAAUGCUAAACGUUUCUACGAGAGACUCAUCAUCAGGCAUCCUUAUCAUAAAAGCUGGCCGGGAGCUAUCAACGCCGUCGACUUCUACCUCGCAAUGUUCAACAUUUGGAUCUACGUUGCACACGAAGAAACAUUGACAGCAGUCUUCGACCUUGGGGCAGGUGAAGGUCGGGCCGAGUCACCCAACUCCUCGCCCUAUGCUGAUAGAUCUCCCUUUCAUAUCCGUACCAAGGUGAGAGAGCUUGACCAGGCCAAUGAGAUAGCCAACCGGAUGGACACCUGUAUGGCUACAUUGCCGUAUAUGGACGAGCCUGAAUUGAUUCGGCUGCGUGCAAUGGUCUGCCUCUGGAUCGCUGAUCUUCACGAUGAUAUUGGCAGGACACAAGCGUCCCGUUUACGGCACACCUCUCCUGACACUCCGGCUUCGUCCGACCAACUUGAAGAAGAGGAGACUUCGAGCGGCGAACACGCUCGUGAGGCCGCGAGGGCACGUGAUAUGGCACGUGAUUUGAUCGCGCGGUUGGAAGGUGGGCCGACAAGCGAUGAAUGA